UGGCAGCCGCUCGGCACCGUGCGGCCGCGCUCGGCUCGGCUCGGCCCGGCCCGGUUCGGCUCCGCUGCGUCCCGCCCGUCCCGGUUCGGCCCGGCCCGGCCCGGCCAUGGGCUGGCCCGUGCUGCUGACCGCGGCCGCGCUGCUGGCCGCCGCCGCCGCCGCCUGGGAGCCCUCGGCCGAAGAGGAGCAGCUGUUCAAGGCCUGGAUGCUGCAGAACGAGCGGCGCUACGGCCCCGAGGAGUACCCGCGCCGGCUGCGCAUCUUCCUGGGCAACAAACGGCGCGUGGAGGAGCACAACGCCGGCAACCACAGCUUCCAGAUGGGCCUCAACCAGUUCUCGGAUCUGACCUUCGCGGAGUUCAAAAAGCUGUACCUGUGGAGUGAGCCGCAGAACUGCUCAGCCACCAAGGGGAAUUUCCUGCGCAGCUCUGGGCCACAUCCCGACUCCAUUGACUGGAGGAAGAAGGGGAAUUUUGUGACACCUGUGAAAAACCAGGGUGCCUGUGGGAGCUGCUGGACCUUUUCCACCACGGGCUGUUUGGAGUCUGCUAUUGCCAUUGCCACGGGAAAGCUGCUCUCUCUGGCAGAGCAGCAGUUGGUUGAUUGCGCCCAGGCCUUCAACAACCAUGGCUGCAGUGGGGGCCUGCCGAGCCAAGCCUUCGAGUACAUCCUGUACAACAAGGGGCUCAUGGGGGAGGACAGCUACCCGUACAGGGCCAAGAAUGGCACCUGCAAGUUCCAGCCCGAGAAGGCCAUUGCCUUUGUCAAGGACGUGAUCAAUAUCACACAGUAUGAUGAGGACGGCAUGGUGGAAGCUGUGGGGAAGCACAACCCAGUGAGCUUUGCCUUUGAGGUGACGAGUGACUUCAUGCACUACAGGAAAGGAGUGUAUUCCAACCCCCGCUGCGAGCACACCCCUGACAAGGUGAACCACGCCGUGCUGGCCGUGGGCUACGGAGAGGAGGAUGGCACUCCCUACUGGAUCGUCAAGAACUCCUGGGGCCGCCUCUGGGGCAUGCAGGGGUAUUUCCUUAUCGAACGAGGCAAGAACAUGUGUGGGCUGGCUGCCUGUGCCUCCUACCCCGUUCCUCAGGUGUAGCACGGGCAGGCUGGCCCGGGGCUGCACUGACUGAGGCUGCUCCAGGGCUGAGGGCUGGCACCAGAGGGGCAGAACCACUGCCACACCUGCCUGCUGGGGGGUGUCCCCUGCUGGGGGUGUCCCCUGCUGGGGGUGUCCCCUGCUGGGGGUGUCACCUGCUGGGGGGUGUCACCUACUGGGGGGUGUCCCCUGCUGGGAGGUGUCACCUGCUGGGGGUGUCACCUGCUGGGGGUGUCACCUGCUGGGGGUGUCCCCUGCUGGGGGUGUCCCCUGCUGGGAGUGUCCCCUGCAGGCAGCCUGGCUCACACACACAGCAGCCAGGUUCUCCUGCAGCAGCAGCCCGAGCUGAGCCUGCCCCCUCCAGCCAGGUUGCCUCCUCCUGCCGUGCCCAGGUGUGCCCAGGUGUGCCUCCCUCCACCCGGGGGCAGCAGGGCCCGCCUGGGUGCAGGGAACCCCACAGGAACCGAUUUAGGGCACGCACCCCUUGGGUGGCUUUCCUGCAAUCACCAGCUGUAAAUUGUAGCGAUUUAAAAAUUUUCCUUGAAGGCAAUUUCCCUGUUCUUUAAAGGAAGGAUGAGUGAGUGCUGUGAUUUAUACACUUUUACCGAUUUUGAUGAAAUGCUUGCUAUAUUUUGUAUUGAAACCCAGGGUAUUUUAAUGCACAUGGAGAAGAAACGGGUGAUUUUUCUUUAACCCACCAGCGGAGACCCCAGAACCUCGGUGCCGAUUCUGAGCAGGCGCUGGGGAAAUGAAGCCGCGUGUGAGCUGGGGCACGUCUGUGUUGUUUCACAAUGAAAUCUGUCACUGACAAUAAAGCUGCCUCGUCAACGGA
This is a messenger RNA of Serinus canaria (Common canary), 1931 nucleotides long. It is a transcript of the gene CTSH, whose product is annotated as cathepsin H. The transcript is spliced from 12 exons. Bases 107 to 1099 code for a protein of 330 amino acids. Gene Ontology annotation, molecular function: cysteine-type endopeptidase activity. Gene Ontology annotation, cellular component: lysosome. Gene Ontology annotation, biological process: immune response. NCBI's taxonomy places the organism in Eukaryota, Metazoa, Chordata, Aves, Passeriformes, Fringillidae. The record is from RefSeq and is a predicted model, not a curated record.